Hibiscus syriacus is the source of this 1023-nucleotide messenger RNA. Its product is annotated as F-box protein At5g49610-like. NCBI's taxonomy places the organism in Eukaryota, Viridiplantae, Streptophyta, Magnoliopsida, Malvales, Malvaceae. The record is from RefSeq and is a predicted model, not a curated record. The transcript has a single exon. The coding region runs from base 1 to 1023 and encodes 340 amino acids.
AUGAGAAAGUGUCGAAUCCUGUCGAAGGAAUGCAAUGCUCUCACGUACGAAUCCGGUUUUAUGCAAUCCCACAUCGAGAGAACAGAGACAUUGUGCGGAUACUUGAUUCAAUACUGGAGUAUGUUUCGUUUGUAUUCAACUUUCGUUAGCAACGACGAUCCAGGUAAAGAUGAUCGUAAACUGAGUUUCGAUUUCUUACCCAAGAAACCCAAUCUCGAAGUGGAGAUUCUUGCAGUUGCCGAUACAGGCUUAGUCUUUUGCAAAAGCCCAGAUCCAAAAGAGCAGCAUCAGCAUUAUAUUUGUAAACCCACGACUCGGCAGUGGGAACUCAUGCGGAGUCCAGAUCGUUAUUAUACAGCGAGGAAGAUCGCCGUGAGUGUGCUCAAAUCAAAUCCAUUGUGUUUCAAAAUCGUAUGGGUAUCGCAUGAUAUAGAAGCCUCGGGUCAUUGCAAAAUCUUCGAUUCGACUACUUGGACCUGGAAGCGAUUGCAUAAUUUGAAGUUAGGUAAAUACGAGUUCUUCGACUCGGCCGACGGAGUAUCAACUCAAGGCAGGUGGCACUGGAUCACACGCAGAACUACGUAUAAAAUACGAUCUUUUCAUCUGGAUAAAGAGAGUUGGGAGUCGAAUUCGGUGCCAAAAUCGUGCAACUACACUGCUUCUUAUUUGAUCAAACUCGCCAAACUUGAAGGUAAGCUGGCAGUAAUAUCACAGAGACGAAUAGAUGCAGAGUUAUUGGAGAUAUGGACCAUGGAUUCUUAUAGAACAAAGUAUUGGAGCAAAAAAUAUACUAUCGGUUUUGGAGAUCCAAAGAAAGGAAUCGGCAGUUUCACAGCGAUGUCGUUCUAUAACGCCGAUACUCUCCUGAUGCUGGAUGAUGAUAACAGAGCAAUGUUUUAUGAUUUUAAGAAGGGUCAAAUUACUCGACUCAUAACACUUGAUAAAGAAUUUGAGUGUUUAUGGUCGGUAUCUUUUGUUCACACGGAUUAUGAGCCCAUUCAGAUGAGGAAGAAGCUUCUCUAG